Messenger RNA from Dendrobium catenatum, 1697 nucleotides. RefSeq names its product autophagy-related protein 18a. Gene Ontology annotation, biological process: protein lipidation; protein localization to phagophore assembly site; autophagy of mitochondrion. NCBI's taxonomy places the organism in Eukaryota, Viridiplantae, Streptophyta, Magnoliopsida, Asparagales, Orchidaceae. Gene Ontology annotation, molecular function: phosphatidylinositol-3-phosphate binding; protein binding; phosphatidylinositol-3,5-bisphosphate binding. Gene Ontology annotation, cellular component: phagophore assembly site membrane; extrinsic component of membrane; cytosol. The record is from RefSeq and is a predicted model, not a curated record. The transcript has 4 exons. Bases 35 to 1405 code for a protein of 456 amino acids.
GAAAGAACAAAGAAUUUCUUAACAGAACUCAUCCAUGGCAGCCGAUACGCCUGCUCCUUCAUCCCCAUGCCGAAACCCUAACUAUAAUCCCGAUCGAAACCCGAAUUCACCAAAACCCAAAGAUUCUAGCCUCGAUUCACUUUCGCUGGAACCCCAUCUUUCUCCUUCUCAGGCACGGCCGAACGAGGAGGAUAUGCUGGAUGAGACAUCGCAGCCUUCAUCCUUAGUCACCGCGCCGACUGCGGUGCUUCCUUCCCCGUUAUCUCCCUCUUCUCCAAUUGUGGCGGUAACAUCCCCGGCGCCGGUGGCUGUGCCUACAGCUCCAGCCUCUGUUGAUACGGCCAAGGUGGGAAUUCCAACGCUGCUCCACCUCUCAUUCAACCAGGACUAUGGAUGUUUCACCGCUGGUACCGACCGUGGUUUUCGAAUCUAUAAUUGCGAUCCCUUCCGCGAGAUCUUCCGCCGCGACUUCGACGACGGUGGCAUCGGCGUCGUUGAGAUGCUGUUCAGGUGCAACAUACUUGCCCUUGUCGGUGGCGGUCGGCAGCCCUAUUACCAACCGAACAAAGUGAUGAUUUGGGACGACCAUCAAAGCCGCUGCAUCGGCGAGCUCUCUUUUCGAUCGGAGGUUCGCGCCGUCCGGCUGCGGCGGGAUCGCAUCGUAGUUGUGCUUGACCACAAGAUCUUCGUCUACAAUUUCGCUGAUCUCAAGCUUGUUCAUCAAAUCGAGACAGUGCCAAACCCUAAGGGUCUUUGUGCCGUUUCUCAGCAGCAGGGGUCGUUGGUGCUCGUGUGCCCAGGGGGGCAGAAAGGGCAGGUGAGAGUGGAGCACUAUGGGUCGAAGAAGACCAAGUUCAUCGUGGCGCAUGAUUCUAGGAUUGCAUGCUUUGCACUCUCACAGGAUGGGCGGUUGAUCGCCACAGCCAGCACCAAAGGAACACUGGUUAGGAUUUUCAGCACCAUGGAUGGAACACUCCUUCAAGAGGUGCGGAGAGGUGCUGACAGAGCAGAGAUAUACAGCCUCGCCUUUUCUGUUAACAUGCAGUGGUUAGUAGUUUCCAGUGACAAAGGAACAAUACAUGUAUUCAACCUCAAGGUUAAUUUGGGUUUAACAGCAAAUGAUAAGCCGCGUCCUGCACCUGAACCAAAUGUUCCUGCUGUGAGUUCGUCACUAUCUUUCAUUAAGGGUGUUUUGCCCAAAUAUUUCCAUUCAGAAUGGUCCGUAGCCCAAUUUAGAUUGCCCGAAGGUAGCCAAUAUAUUGUUGCUUUUGGCCAUCAGAAGAACACUAUUGUCAUUCUUGGCAUGGAUGGAAGCUUCUACCGAUGCGAGUAUGACCCUGUAUCAGGUGGGGAAAUGAAGCAGUUAGAAUGCUACAACUUCUUGAGACCUGAUCAAAACAUUUAGCUGCUAAUGGCAUGGUGAGACUCCCCCUCUCGCUUCUGUUGACGGUACUUCUGGUUUUUUAUAUUUUAAAACUUAAUAAGUCUGUAAAUAUUCCUAGUGGUCUGUAAAUACCAAAGACAUUUUCCCACCACAUUUGCCAAAAGACUUUGUGUUUGUAUAUUUAUCUUUGCCUUCAUUUUUUUCUUUACCUAAUUCCUCCAUGAAACUAAAUUUGUAGUUGCCGAAUUGCUUGAUUUCUUGUGUAUCAUUUGGUGCUUUCUUUGGUAAUACUCAAAGGCAGCAAAAUUAGUCA